GUCGACAAUAGCGGCAACUCUUGCGUACAGGACUUACAAGAGUUGGACACACGGCUGGACAGAGAUCUACUCAUACGACUAUAUCGGGGAAUGGUAAAACUGGAUCAAAUCGAUACAGUUUUAUACAACGCCCAAAGACAGGGCCGGAUCUCCUUCUACAUCACGAGCCACGGCGAAGAGGCCACUCAUUUCGGACCGGCGGCCGCUCUCGAGGCCGACGAUAUGGUCUUUUGCCAGUAUAGAGAGGCCGGUGUACUGAUUUGGCGCGGGUUUACCAUUGAUAAUAUGCUGAACCAGUGUUUUGGCAAUCGUAAAGAUUUGGGAAAAGGCCGCCAAAUGCCCAUUCAUUACGGCAGCCGUGACUUGAAUUGCGUGACCAUUAAGUCGACGCUGACGUCGGAAAUGGUGCACAGCGUUGGGUCGGCGUAUGCGCUGAAACGGCAACAGAAGGGCCGUUGCGUUCUCUCCUACUUCGGCGACGGCGCCGCCUCUGAGGGCGACGCUCACGCGGCCCUCAACUUCGCCGCCACUCUCGACACGCCUAUCAUUUUCUACUGCCGUAACAAUGGUUACGCCAUAUCGACGCCAACCACUGAGCAAUACCGGGGCGACGGUAUCGCGGCGAGAGGACCGGCGCUGGGAAUACCCACCAUUCGCAUCGACGGCAACGACAUUGUGGCCAACUUUGUGGCCGUGGCUGAGGGCCGACGGAUCAGUAUCGAAGAGAACCGUCCGGUUCUAAUAGAGGCCAUGACUUAUCGGGUGUCCCAUCACUCGACGUCCGACGACUCCAGUGUUUACCGCAGUGUCGAUGAAGUGAAGAAAUGGCAGAAAAACAAUCAUCCGAUCAAUCGAUUGCGUAAACUCUUGGAGAAGAGGGACUGGUUUUCGGAGACCGAAGAGGAUCAGUACAAACAGGAGGUCCGCAAAGAGGUGUUGGCGGCUGUGGUUCGGGCGGAGAAAGUGCUUAAACCCAGCCUUAAGACUAUUACCGCGAUUUGGCCGCACACGUGA
Messenger RNA from Medioppia subpectinata, 1014 nucleotides. NCBI's taxonomy places the organism in Eukaryota, Metazoa, Arthropoda, Arachnida, Sarcoptiformes, Oppiidae. The record is from the annotation of a GenBank genome assembly.